Messenger RNA from Alternaria arbusti, 1581 nucleotides. RefSeq lists its product as uncharacterized. The transcript is spliced from 5 exons. The record is from RefSeq and is a predicted model, not a curated record. Lineage: Eukaryota; Fungi; Ascomycota; Dothideomycetes; Pleosporales; Pleosporaceae. Bases 1 to 1581 code for a protein of 526 amino acids.
AUGGCCGAACUCAAAGAAAACCUAGGUCCUUAUGUCCUCCAGACCGCGCUCGCGGCUGACCGCAAUGAAAACUCUUGUUACGUCCUCAACGUCGGUCGCGACGAGACUGGCGACGUUACUUCUUCCCCCAAGCACGUGAAUGAGCAAGUAGACGACUACCUCAUCAACGUCUAUGAUCGUGUUACCCCAGUCACGAAGCUCUACGUCGUCGGCGAGUGGAAGUCGGCGGCUCUGGCAAAGAAGGGCAGCGAUCGUACCAGUAUACCGGAGGAGCAAUCGCAUUGCUCGAUUGAGCCGCACUGGCUCACCAAGCGUGAGCAGGAGUGGCGCGACGCAGGCGAGCAUAUAGCGAAGCUUGUUGAACAGAUGCCUGCGCUUAAAGAGUUGACCUGGAUUUCAGACCUACCCUUCAUGGCCGUCAUCUGGACAAAGCUGUCCACCUCGCUUACGAAGCUUGUCCUCGAUCUCGGCCAGCCUGUCCGCCUUCAGCAAGAUGGCGAGAACGAGUACAAGUCGUACAUCAGCCCAGCAGAGAUGAAGCCUCUUGUCCAGCAGACCGAGCUUGAGGAGCUCCGCCUGUUUCAUAUGCAUGACUCUUAUCAGUCCAUCUACUGGGAGACUGUCUUCCGCAAUACGUCCAAGACUGGCAUGCACGUCCUGGAUCUCGACAUGGCCGCGCCUCCGAUCGUGCGCAAAGACCAUUGGCACAAGGCUGAGGACGUCCGUGGCUUGACCGUUCCGAAGAUAGAUUCGAAAGAAAAGGAGUACAAGGGUAUAGACGGAAAGGGAGUACUACACUACUCCUUCGGUACCGGCGAGUACCUCGAUGACUUCAGCAUGCGCAAAGGACGUAUUGCAGCUGGACUGGAGGAGGCCAAACCGUUCCCGUUACGGUGCCUCAAACUCAACGGCUUUGUCGUCGACUACCUACCAUUUGAACAAGAGCUCUCCCGUAUUGCAUUGUUGACCUGCGGUAAAGAUUGUGUGGACAGCGGUCUACGAGCCCCAAAGACUUCUCGCAAUCCACUCAGUCGAGAGGGCAAGGUCGUCAAGAACCAUUGUCUGAUCCAAUGGCCGAAUUGGACUGGGGUUUUCGAUGACCGUGGCGACCCGAUACCGCUAACAAAGGAGUCUCUCCAGAUGAAGGACCUAGGCGAGGCCUUAGAUGGCGCGGCCAAAGAAGACGGCUACUUCUCAGCCCAGUCACCGUGGUCCCCAGGCAGCGCUGUUACCUCCUGCUUGCAGCCGCAAGAAACCGUGUCCUCGGCAAAUCUCCCUCCUGUCCCAGUGACUGAUAGCGAGACACCUGUCAUUCUGGCGACGACCGGAAGCCCUGCCGCUGACGGAAACACCUUUUCUGGCGCAACCUCUCCGACAGGCGCGAGCCUGGUAUUUGUCGACAGCGCGACCUCCGAAGACUCUAUCGUUUCCAAUGAUAGCAGCUUCGACCAAAUCCUGCCCGCAGACAUCGACGAAGCCUCGGUGAAACCUGCGACAGCCGUCAAGAACGGUAGCUUCAAGCACAAGGUAAGAAGAUCUUGGGAUUGGUUGUCUGGUUCUGGUUCUGGCGCUGUUUCUUGA